This is a messenger RNA of Scatophagus argus, 1164 nucleotides long. RefSeq names its product dehydrogenase/reductase SDR family member 13-like. The record is from RefSeq and is a predicted model, not a curated record. The transcript has 6 exons. Bases 46 to 1002 code for a protein of 318 amino acids. NCBI's taxonomy places the organism in Eukaryota, Metazoa, Chordata, Actinopteri, Scatophagidae.
AGUCAGUCAGUGAUUCUCAGGUGGAUCGGACAGCUGCUUUAAACCAUGUUUCAGCUGCUGCUGCUGGCCGGCGUGGUUGUGGGAGGAUACAUCGUCCUCACACAGACGCUCUUCAAAAGAUCCAUAUGCACUGGAAACGCACCGAUGGCCGGCAAGACCGUCAUCAUCACAGGAGGGAACACGGGCAUCGGGAAAGCCACGGCUCUGCACCUCGCCAGGAAGGGAGCCAGAGUGAUCCUGGCCUGCCGAAACCGGGACAAGGCCGAGGCAGCCAUCGCAGAUAUACAACAGGAAACAGGAAGUACCGACGUGCUCUACAUGCUGUUGGACCUGGCCAGUCUCAAGUCCAUCCGCUGCUUCUCCCAAACAUUCCUGAAAACCGAGUCCAGGCUGGAUCUGCUCAUCAACAACGCCGGUCUGGUGGCUGACGGGCGGACAGAAGACGGUUUCGGCAUCCAGUUCGGGGUGAACCACCUGGGUCACUUCCUGUUGACCUGCCUGCUGCUGGAGAGUCUGAAGGAGUGCGGCGGAGGACGCGUGGUCACCGUGUCCUCCAUGGCUCAUCGCUGGGGACAAAUCGACUUUGAUGCUCUGGCAGUGAACAGACACCUGGGCACCGGCAGGUACAGCUGGCAGUUCUUCCAGGCGUACUGCAACAGUAAACUGUGUAACGUGCUCUUCACCCACGAGCUCGCCAAGAGGCUGAAAGGAACCAACGUGACGUGCUACAGCGUCCACCCAGGUGUCGUUCGGACCGAGCUUUCACGUCACGUCAGCCUGUGGCAGAAGGUUUUCAUCGAGCCCGUGGCCCGGCUGCUGUUCCUGGACCCGGAGGCCGGAGCUCAGACCACGCUGCACUGCUGCCUGCAGGAGGGAAUCGAACCUCUGAGCGGACGUUACUUCUCCUGCUGUGCCGCACAGGAAACGUGCGCUCAGGCCCGAGACGACGCCGUGGCUCGGAAACUGUGGGAGGUCAGCGAGACGCUGUGUGGUCUGUCCUGAGGUGGAACGGCCACAGAGGACUUGUUCUCGGUCUUAACCGGAUGGUUAGGAGCAAUGAGCUCUGAACCCUCCGCUCUAAACUGGUGACUGCGGUGUUGAAGUGCUGGUCUUUCUGUCUAUAUGCAUGUAAUAAUAUUAAUAAUAACACUUUGUGAAAGUCUG